This is a messenger RNA of Geodia barretti, 1059 nucleotides long. The record is from the annotation of a GenBank genome assembly. Lineage: Eukaryota; Metazoa; Porifera; Demospongiae; Tetractinellida; Geodiidae.
AUGAGCCACUGCGAAUUGAUUAUAAAAACUUCAUGGCACGCGCACGGAUUGCGAGUAUCCGCGAAGGGACUUGCUGCCGAUGACCUUGACGGUCCGUCGCUGCUCGAUUCAUUCAUGAUGGGACCUGAAGCUGUACGCAAAUACGCCGGUGUUGGACCUAUUCAUACAGACAAUCGCCCGAAAUUAGAAUUCUUCCGUGGGGCAGACUUGGUGGGAACGACAACGCAAAACGUUAAAGGGAUGGCAGAAUAUCGGGAGCGGGUGCUACCGUAUCUCACAAACUACGGCGCAACACUGGCAGAGAAGCGGGACAUUCGAGAGAGACUCGACACCUACUUCAGAGCCACGCAAAAAUUAAUCCGUGGACAGAUUGCUUAUGCGAGUGGGCAGUACCAGAACGCUGCAGCACUCAUGAGCGAUGCUGUAGUACUCAACCCCGUUGACGAAACAAUCCGCUAUAAUUUCGGGGUCGUUGCGGGUUUAAUUCGCGAGGGUGAGCAGGAAGAGCUCCAACAGAUUGAAAAGCAGGUCCAACAGACGAUGGCACAGAACCCUGAUGACACUCAGGGACACCUCCAUUUGGCGACGUUGUAUGAGAUGCAGGGUGAACUUGGAAAGGCGACGAGGGAACUGGAGGAAUUGCUCAGACGCGAUCCUAAAAGGUUCGAAGUUUAUCUGCUCUUGGGUCCCCUGUAUGAACGCCAAGAUCGUUACAAGGACGCACUUAGGACUUACGAACGGCUUGAGCAGCAGGAGACAACUAUGCAACUGCCCGCCCCUAUUUUUGCGGCAAUGGCGCAGCUACAUCUGCAAUUGGAAAAUGUGAAGGAAGCCGAAAGAUACGGAAAGAAGGGUAUCGCUGCAGAUGUCAAUUCGUGGCGUUCCCAUUAUAUCCUUGGAAACGUUUACGCUACCAUGAAUCAGCCACAGAAACAGAUAGAAUAUUACGGCAAUGCCCUGAGAGCACUUGAUGAAAUCGUCCGUGUUUCCGCAGAUUCGAGUGAUCUAUUGAGUGUCAGAGAACAGAUCCAAAAUGAACUUGAACAACUUAGAAAAUAA